CUCUUUCUAGAAAACAAAUUCGAGAAAAACAUUUUUGAAACUCCUGUCUAAUUGACAGCUGGUACUUGACGCAUUGAAAAACAGCAACGCGGUAACCGGUAACUACGUUUUGCAAACAAAACAAAAAGCCAAGUAGAUAUUCGUUACAGGGCGAUUUAUUUGUAUAGAAAACACUAGUAACGUUCUUUGUUCCAUAAAAUAUUUAGUGGGAUUUCUAGUGACUAAAGUGUAAGGCAGUUUUAUUGAUAUGGCUAACGAUCCCGAAAGGUUCGAUACUAUGCUGCUGGCGAUGGCCCAGCAGCACGAGGGCGGUGUCAAAGAUCUCCUUCACACCAUAGUUAGUUUCCUUUCAAGAAAAACUGACUUCUUUACUGGAGGAAAAGAUGGAGAAUGGGAAAAGGUGGUUAAAGAUACAUUCUACGCCCACGCAACAAAAGCUAAGGAGGCAGCAGAUAAAAUCAAGAAAGAAAAAGAGGAAGAAGCAAAGCGACUGAAAGAUAUACAAGCAAAGAAAGAGAAAGAGCGUCUUGUACAAGAUUUCGAGCCAGCUAAGAUUGUGGAGCUUACUGACCAAGAGGCUGAUAAAAUGCAAGCUGAUAUAGAUAUGGCGAAGAACAAAACAAUAGAGGUGGGAAGUGGCGAUGGCGGUGAAAGCAGCACAGAAGCCGACAAACCCGCAGAAGAGGAAGAUGACGACCCCAAAGAAAAAGGCAAGAUGAAGCCUAACGCUGGCAACGGUUGCGAUCUGGAGCACUACCGGUGGACGCAGACUUUGGAAGAGGUUGAGCUUCGAGUCCCACUCCGGCAGGUGCUGAGACCCCGCGACCUUACCGUGGGGAUCUCCAAGAAGCAUCUGAAAGUGGGCAUCAAAGGCCAGCCGCUGAUCAUCGACGGGGAACUAGACGCCGAAAUCAAGAUGGAGGAGUCCACGUGGGUGCUACAGGAUGGACGCAACCUGCUUGUCAAUUUGGAAAAGGUGAACAAAAUGAAUUGGUGGAGCAGAUUAGUCACGACGGAUCCUGAAAUUUCUACAAAGAAAAUCAACCCAGAGCCAUCGAAACUUUCUGAUUUGGACGGUGAGACUCGCGGGCUAGUCGAGAAGAUGAUGUAUGAUCAGAGACAGAAGGAAAUGGGGCUCCCCACCAGCGAUGAACAGAAGAAACAAGACGUGCUCAAAAAAUUCAUGGAACAACAUCCAGAGAUGGACUUCUCGAAGUGCAAAUUUAACUAAUUUAAGUUAAUAUUAUAGUGUCUUAUAAGCCGAUUUUGUAUUUUGGUUCGUCAUAAUAUAUGGCGCAUGGUUUACGCCAUACAUAAAAUUACAUACAAAGACUUUAUGUUUAGUUCCUUAUCGCAUUAAAAGUACUUUAUUGAAAUUAAAUGAUACUUAACUCAAUUUAAGAUUGUCCUAAUUGCUUGCUUGUAUUUGUCUUCGUUAGUUAUUUUUAGUAUUCAUUUGGAAUUAAACCACAAUAAGCAAUUACGAGAUUAUAUGUCAUUUUAAGAGUUUUAAUUUCCAACCGAAAAAAUCAUAAAACUUAAAUAGUUAAGGGUGGUUUCAAACAAGCGUUUUUUCCCGCGUGUAUAUGGUCGUUUCGGCAUUUCGCUACAUAAGCUACAUUUGGCCUGUAAGCGCCUACACGCGCUUCAAAAAACGAGCUUAUACGCGCGUAUAAAACGCUAGUCUUGAACCGCUCUAAGGGCCAUUUCAAUUACUAAAAUGUGCUAAACUUUGCCAUAUAAGCGGACUAAACUUAUCUGGUUCUAAUGUAAUGUAUUAAUGUAUUUAUACUUGCUAUUGUGUUAUAGUCAGUUUUAUUAUAAAUAUAUAUUUAGGGAACUAAAAUCUUUAGCAACUUAACCUAACAAAUAUGUUGUCAUUUCGAUUGAUACCGAUUACUUGAAAUAAACACUUCAAGAUACA
Cydia splendana is the source of this 1924-nucleotide messenger RNA. Its product is annotated as nuclear migration protein nudC-like. Gene Ontology annotation, biological process: protein folding. Lineage: Eukaryota; Metazoa; Arthropoda; Insecta; Lepidoptera; Tortricidae. The transcript has 8 exons. Gene Ontology annotation, cellular component: cytoplasm. The coding region runs from base 248 to 1231 and encodes 327 amino acids. The record is from RefSeq and is a predicted model, not a curated record.